AUGAAUAUUCGUAGUAUCAGUAUAGCUCUGAUUCUAAUACUAUCGCUCAAGACAUGCAGUGGUGCAAAAGGCGGCUCAGCAAGUGGCUCUCAAUCGCCACCAGAGUCUCCUCAAAAUCUUGAGAUUGAUUGGAGCGGAUUCGGCAAUCUUGUAGAUAUCGAUAAAGAUCCAGAAUGGAAUGCCUACCACCGCCAAACCUCGGAAUCAGGAAAAGAGUCGGAGCAACAUCAUCAAGUCUCUUCAUCGAAAGCAGUAGAUGAUGAUGGAUUUCAUACAAACGCUAAAACCAAGAGAGGUCAACAAGAGGCUAGAAGACUCUGGUUACUAAAGAAGAAUGAUCCGGAAAAGUACAGUCGUUUACGGAGAAAUAUAUAUGCACGUUACAGAAGAAGAGAGAAAGAGAAAAGCCACCUCCUCAGUCCUGAAGUGGCUCAACAACGUUAUGAACAGGGAAAAAAAUCAAGAGCAAAAUACAGAGUCAAUUACAAACAGAAAACAGGAUUCACUCGACCCGAAAGUGUGGAGCUAAAUCGAAUAAGAGAACGGGAAAAGAAUAAAGAAGCCACACCUGAAGAAUUAGCAAAGCUUGAGGAAAUUUACAACGACAAUGAUCCUGCUUUCCCUGUUACUUGUCUGCUUUGUAUCCCUAUCAGUGAAAGCACAAAUGAUCUAAGAGGUUCGAAUCAUCCAGCCCGCGGUCUAGACAUUGAUCUUAACCAGCCUGCUCUUGAGACAGGAGAAGAAGUCGAUGGCUAUAAUCAUCCGGCGACAUUAUCUCCCGCAGCAGAUCCAGGAGCUUCAGAAAACGCUGCUGCUGCUGCUGUCCGCGAGAAAAAGAAAAUUCUACAACAAAGGUAUAGGGAAAAGCUCAGUCUCGAUCCAUUACGCAAAGCUAAAUUUCUAGCAAAACAACGAAAACAGCAAACGAAAUAUCGAGAAAGAAUUAAAGCUACUCAAACCGAUCAACAAAAACAAGCUCGUGCGAAACAAAUUUCACUUUCUUAUUUUCGACGUAAGAAUACUCUAUACUCAGGUUUCAGUUCACAUGCUCAAAGGGAAAGACAUAGAAUCAAGAAAUCAGAAAAGGAAGGCAAGGCUAAUUUAGAUGAUUUGGAAUUCAUUGAAAAAUUACGUGAAGGUGAUCGAAAUAGAAAACGAAAGCAAGCAUGGAAGGAAAAAAGUCGCAGUGUUUCUAAUAUAAAUUAUGAUAUGGCCACAGAACCUCCUGGGACUGCAUUGACGAAAUCACAAAGAUAUUUGGUGAAGUUAAAAAAGGAUCCUAUUCGAUAUGAAGAACAUUUGGUGAAAAAGCGAGCAACAGUUAAAGAGUGGAAAAAAAAGCUCUCUGAGGCAAAUCUUAGUCCAGAAGAGGCGUUAAUUUUGAAAGCCAAGAAGGCAGUGACUAGAUCUAAGACAUAUUAUAAGCAAAAGCAAAAGUACGGAGGAGCAGGACUUAAGCACAGAUUUGAACUUGAACGUUUGCGCGAGAAAGUCAAUGCUGGUUUAGGUAACGAAGAAGAUGUGAAAAAGCUUGAUGAGGCCGAUAGAAUACGAAAGGAGAAGAAAUCGAUUCGUAACCGUAGAAAUUAUCUCAACAGGAAAGCCAAAGGCAAAGGAACGGAAACCAAGAGAGCAGGUCUCUCGAUCGAUCUUAAUCAGCCUGCACCAGAAGAAUCGGAGGAAGAACAUACAACCAGAAAGACGCCAGCAAAUCGUAAAAGAGUACUACGAGAUUAUUACGAUAAGAGGAACGCAAACUCGGCUCGUAAAGAAGCUCAUUUAGAGCGACGCAGAAAGCGUGAACGUAUAUGGAGAGCCAAUAGAUUCAAUAAUAAGACCGAAGCAGAAAAGCAAGCAAUCAUUACGAGAACGCAAAAACGAAAGACUGCAGCUUACUUUAAACGCAAACAGCUUUUUGACGGAAUGAGCAGUAAGAAAGAAAUGAAGAGACAUAGAAUUUUAACCUUGCAGAAAGAAGGGAAAGAAGUUCCACAAGAUGAUCUAGAGUUUCUUCAUUCCCUUCGUGAUUUCGAUCGUAUACGGGCAAGAAAGCUUCGUUCGACAAGGUCCUCAAAGAAAGUUCAAGAUGCGCCAAAAUCGAUGGAUUCUCCAUGGGAAAACGUACAAGUUCCUCAGCCAAGAAAGACCAAAAAAUCCGGCAAAUUUCUCACCGAAGAGGAAAUUGCACAACGUGCUAUUCGUAAAAGAGAUCAGAAAAGAUUGUCUAGAAAAAGAUAUAGACAAAAGUUGAAAAUGGAUCCUGUACGUAGGGCGAUUUUAUAUCCCAAAAAGAACAAGGCAAAUCGAGAGUAUAUGGCUAGACGCUUUGAGACUCUAACGGAUGAAGAAAAAGUGGCUUAUCGCGAACAUAUCAAUUCGCUUCAUAAAAAAGCCGCAGCUAAGCGAAAACACAAUCGUGAAGGUUUCAAUACCCAUCAGAAUCAAGAAAGGCAUAAUGAAACUCAAAUGAGAGAAAAGGUACAGCCAUCAAAAAAAGGGCUGGAACGAUUGGAAGACGUCAAAAGGAAGAGACGUGCCAAGUAUAGCAAGCAAGCACAACCUCAAAGGCUAGAGAUUGAUUUGAAUCAACCUGCAACAGAGUGGGAUGAUGGAGACGCUCAAAAGAAGCAUACUAAACCAUACAACAAGAACGCUGCUUCAAGGACACCUGAGAUGCAAAAAGUCUACAAACAACGUUGGCGAGCAAAAAUACAAGAGGACCCUGAACGGUUAAAAGGUUUGAAAGAGAGAAGUAAGGCCUCUCACAAAAAAUGGAAAAACAAUCUUUCUGAGGAGAAAAAAGCAGCACACAGAGCUCGAGGUAGAGUCAAUACUCGAAAGAGUCGACUCAGGAAUAAAGAAAUAAGAUACGGCGGUUUUAGUAGUUCAAGAGAGUUUCAACGGUUCGAAAUAGUUAACAAACAAGAUGCCGGUACUGCUACUACGAAAGACUUAGAUCGAUUAGAACAUUUAGAGCAAUAG
This is a messenger RNA of Meira miltonrushii, 2982 nucleotides long. RefSeq lists its product as uncharacterized. The coding region runs from base 1 to 2982 and encodes 993 amino acids. The transcript has 7 exons. Lineage: Eukaryota; Fungi; Basidiomycota; Exobasidiomycetes; Exobasidiales; Brachybasidiaceae. The record is from RefSeq and is a predicted model, not a curated record.